Molecule: messenger RNA, 292 nt
Organism: Aphanomyces invadans
Lineage: Eukaryota; Oomycota; Saprolegniomycetes; Saprolegniales; Verrucalvaceae
Exons: 1
Source: RefSeq, a predicted model, not a curated record
AACUAUUGACGAUGACAACAACUACAAGAACGUGACGGGUCUGAGUACGAUCGCGCCUGUGUCACUCGAUCUCGUCAAGCAGCUCCACGUCAUGGAAGCGGCAUCCGUAGAGACACCUGCGGACGAUCUCGACGGAAAUAUCGUUGCCCUCGCCUUGGUCCUUCGUCGCACGUGCAACAAAAAGUACGACAACCGCCUCGUCGUGAUCACGGAUGCCGCCACGCGAACAAACAAUUCGUCAGACCUGAAGGCCGUGUGCACGAUGAUUCAAAACCUCGAAGUGAAUCUAUAA